Molecule: messenger RNA, 649 nt
Organism: Colias croceus (clouded yellow)
Lineage: Eukaryota; Metazoa; Arthropoda; Insecta; Lepidoptera; Pieridae
Product: putative bolA-like protein K11H12.1
Exons: 3
Coding region: 202-585 (127 amino acids)
Cellular component (GO): mitochondrion
Source: RefSeq, a predicted model, not a curated record
UAUUGUUUUGAUUUUUCUCAUUAGCUGCAUAAUUUUUAUUUGAAUCUAACAAAAUAGGAUAUUCAAAAUAAUUUGGCAGCAAUUUUCAAUCAAAUAAUUCGCAUUUAUUGAUAAAAUAUAUUCAGUUAUGCUAUAGCGGCGUUAUCGCUGUGUCAUAUUAUGUUUUAUUGUUAAGGAUUCGGGACAAUAUACGGCAUAUUUAUGUCGCUUAGUUUUUCACAUGGUAGAUUAAUUAGUUUUCUAGUAACAAGAACAAUGACCUCUAUGAGUGGGGUGGUCGCUAAUACAAUCAAGACUAAAUUAGAAACAGCUUUACAAACAAAGCAUCUAGAAGUAAUCAAUGAAUCUUAUAUGCACAAUGUACCUAAAAACUCGGAAACACAUUUUAAAGUGGUUGUUGUCUCCGACAAAUUUGAUGGUCUACCACUUAUAAAGAGACAUAGACUAGUUAAUGAUAUUUUACGAGAGGAAUUGCAGAGCGGAGUCCAUGCUUUAUCAAUUAUAGCAAAGACUCCUGAACAAUGGGACAAGAGUGACAAGAUAGUGGAAAGUAGCCCCAAUUGUAGAGGCGGAUUUGGUAAAUGAACAGAAAAUGGACAAUGUAGGAACUUUAAUAAUUAUACUAUAAAUAAAUAAAAAUUUAAAUCUU